Messenger RNA from Parnassius apollo (apollo), 432 nucleotides. The record is from the annotation of a GenBank genome assembly. Lineage: Eukaryota; Metazoa; Arthropoda; Insecta; Lepidoptera; Papilionidae.
AUGGAUGAAGAUAUAGGAGAUGAACUUGAUCAAAUUUCUGUAUCUGAAUCUGCCAUAUGUGAAGUUGAGCAAACUAAACUAUUGCUACCAGAUGACCAACCCAAUAGUCUUAUUAUUAUUAAUCAAAAUAUUCGCAGUAUCAAUAAGAAAUUUGACGGUUUCACAGUAUUAUUGAAAAGACUUGAGGUUGACUGUGACAUUAUUAUUCUGACCGAAAGCUGCCUUGGUUCUGAUUCUUUAUUGCCUAAUUUAAAUGGAUAUAGUAGUCAUGCAACAACAAAACAUGCAUUGCAGAAUGACGGAAUCAUGGUAUAUGCAAAAUCUGAUAUCAAUAUUACUUUUGAAGAACCGACAUUUCUAGAAGAAAACUGUCUUGUUAUGAAACUUGGUCUCGAAAAUGCAAUAUUGGACUCUUUUUAUUCUCUACCUUAA